UCAGCCGCUGGGCCACACUGGUUUUAGCUGGUGGAAGGAGAGCACGCGGUAUCCUUCACUCCCUUCAACACCACCGCCACCACCACCGCCAGUCCUUCCUCACAUCACUACCCCAUCUUUAGUUCUUCCUACACCCUCCUUUCUACACUUCCUUCAUCACGUCUUCCUAUCCUCAUCACCACCCACUCCUGCAUCCAAGCGAGACAUUCCUCCUUCAUUUCCUUCCUCGUUUCCUUCCUUGUUUCCUUCAUCCCCAUCAACACUCAUUAUCCCCAUUACCCUCCUCCUCCUCCGCCUCCUCCUCCUGCAUAAAGCACAGCCAUAGGACAUUGUGCCGAGUGUUACGAGGAAAGGAAGGACAUCAAGACUGCCAUGAGAGAAAAGGAGUGUUAGAGGAAAGGAAAGGAAAGGAAAAUAGAGGUGUGUUGAGGAAGGGAAAGGAAAGGAAAAGAAAGUAGAGGUGUGUUACGGAAGGGAAAGGAAAGGAAAAGAAAGUAGAAGUGUGUUAAGGAAGGUAAAGGAAAGGAAAAUAGAGGUGUGUUGAGGAAGGGAAAGGAAAGGAAAGGAAAAUAGAGGUGUGUUAAGGAAGGGAAGGGAAAGGAAAAGAAAGUAGAGGUGUGUUAAGGAAGGGAAAGGAAAGGAGAAGAAAGCAAAGGAGUGUUAGAGCAAAGGAAAGAAAAGGAAAAUAGAGGUGUGUUAAGGAAGGGAAAGGAAAGGAAAAGGAAGGAGUGUAAAACGAAAGGAAAGAAAAAGCAAGGGGAAAGGAAAGGAAGGAUAGGAGAAAGUAACUGAGUGUAAAGCAAAAGAGAGGAAAAGAAAGGAGAAAGGAAAUAAAGGGGAAAGGAAGUGUAAAACAAGGGAAAAGGAAAGUUAAAGGAAAGUGUACAGCGAAAGGAAAAUAAAUAAAAAAUAGAGAAGGAAGGGAAAACGGAAAGCAGAAGCAGGAGGAAAAGAGAGGAAAGUGUAAAUCGAAAGGAAAGGAAAAUAUAGAAAAGAAAAAAAAGGAAAAAGAGAAUAGUGAAGAAAGAACGAAAAAUAAGAAAAAAGGAUAAAAAAACACACCAGGAAGGAAAAAUCAUACCUAUCAAGCAACUCAAAGCAAAGGAAAGGAAAACAAAUGCAGGUCGUGUGGCGGAGAGAGCGGUGACUGGCGAACGAACACACACACGAACUUCCGACGCAGGCGUGGGGGCGGCGGCGGCGGCGGCGGCGAGGGAAGGGGAGUGCAAAGUUUAUUUACAACGGGAGCGUGACGCCGCGGAGCCUGCACACACACGCACACGCCUUCAGAGCGGGGCGUGGCGAGGCGCGGGGAGCACACACGCGGCGGGGAGACUGACGGAGAGACGGGGAGACAGCGAGAUAGAGAAACUGAGGGCGAGCGAGGAGAAGUAAACAGAAGGGAAACGAAGCAAAAGGCGAAGAGAGACAGAGAUAAACACAGAGAGAAAGAGAGACAAACUAGUGAUGCAGAGAAAGGUAAACAGACAGAAAACGGGAUAAAAGGCGUAACGAGAGACGGAGAUAAACGGAGAGAGAGAGAGAGAGGAAAAUUCAGUGAUUCAAAGGCAGUGAAAAAAAAGGAAAAGGUGGAAUAAAUAGAGUGGAAGAAAGCGUGGAAUCUAAACAGGAAAUCAAAAGACAGACGAAUCGAAGCCCCAGAAGAGAAAAACAAACAGAGAGAGAAAGAAGAAAAAAAAAGGAAAGGAGCGUGAGUGCGGGUAAAUUUAGCAGCCUCAGUGAUAGAGAGAGAGGGAGAGAGAGAGGACGUGAAGGAUGCUGUGAGAGAGGGAGGCGAGUGAGAGAGAAAGAGAGAGAAGAAAAGCGUCCACGUGAGAACAGUGAGGCGAAAGAAAGCAAGAAAAAAAGGAUAAUAAAAGAAGGAAUUAGUGAAUGAAAAAGUGAUAAAUAAAAAAAACGGUAAAAUAGAAGAAAAACGGAGAUAGAAAAACCCGAAAAGGACAGAAAAAAAGAACAAACGGGAAAGUCCAACCACAACAGUAACAACAGAAGCCCAAGUAAGUAAGCACAGUCAUCAUGGAAGGGAACAGCGAAGUCUCAGGCAACGGAGCUCCUCAAAGGGCAGCUCCUGAGUCUCCUGAGGGGGUGGACCAGCCAGCCCCGGCGGAGGCGACAACGCAGAAGAAGACGCAGCACAAGGACUGGCUGGCCGUGGGCGGGAUCGGCAUAGAGAAGCGGCGAAGGUCCUCCAACGCCUCCUACAGGAUCGAGAACAACAAGGUGAUGAUCGACACCCCCGACGGCGUGCAGGAGCUGGAGAUCAUGGAGAGCAAGGAUCGGCACGGCAGCUUCCGGAAGGCCGUGCCCGCGCUGCCCAUGCCCCUCGCCGCCCUCUGCCUCAUCCUCAGCUUCGUGCCCGGCCUAGGUACUUUCGUGGCGGGCCUGGCGGUGCUGUGCUGCGGCUACACGACGGAAAACCCCAGCAGGGUGAGCGGCGCCUGCUGGAACCUGCUGGCGGCCCUGCUCAUGGUCGUGCUGGCGCCGAUCCUCGUGGGGCUCAUCUGGUCCGUGCAGCGCGGCGUGAUCAUCCUGCAGGAGUCCAUGAAGGAGAACAUAGCAGACCGUGAGGCCAAGGCAAAGGCGGAGGAGGAGGGGACGGCGUAAAGAAAGAGGAAGAAGAGAUAGAAAGAGAAAAGGAAGAAGGCGAAUGGGAGAAAGACAGAGAAGAACCCACACACCCUCUUCUCUGGGCAGCUGUGGAUCGUCAUCAUCAGCAGUCAGUCACCUUCAGCGCCUCCAACGGGACACGGGGGGAUGAUGUUCUUUUCUUUAAUCCUUCUCCCAUGUCAACACCAAGCUCAGGGCAUCUCCAGAGCAUCUAAAAAAAACAUUAGAAAAUACAAAAAAAAAGUUGUGCCAUUAAAACUCAGUAAUACCUGUAAUGAUUCACCUUAGCCUCAUUAACUCACUCAUUUCCCCUUGAUCCACUACUAUUAUUACUAUUAUUACUAUUACUACUAUUAUUAUCACGUCGUAACCUCAUGUAUUAGUUAUUAUUAUCGUUCCUCCCAUUACCUCUUUUUUUAACUAGUUUCAAUGUUAUUCUUAAGGUUUUGAUUUGUCUUUUGUUCGUAUUUCCGACACCCGAAUUCAUACACAUCCAUUAUUAUUAUUAUUAUUAUCACCCAGCAAACACUGAUAUUAUGGCGGUAAAGAACGGAGCUGUGUCACGAAGGCUUGUCUGUGUCUUGCUAAUAUACAGACGAAAAUAGAAAGGAAGAAAGGAAGGAAGAAAGGAAACUCGUAUUGAAAGGAAUGGAGUGUAGGAGGGAAGUAGGAAUAAUGGAAGAGGAGUAGGAAGGCAAUGAGCGGUGAAGGAAGGAAGGAAGGGAGGAAGGAAGAAAGGAAGAGAGGACGGAAGUAAGAGAGAAAAAUCGUGUGGAAGGAAUGGAGUGUUAGAGAGAAGUAGGAAGAAAGGAAGGAGUACAGGAAGGCAAUGGACGGUGAAGGAUAAGAAAGAAAGGAAGAAUGGAAGGAAAAGAGGAAGACUGUGUUGGAAGGAGUAGAGUGUAGGAGAUAAAUAGAAAGGACUAAAGGAGUAUGGGAAG
Molecule: messenger RNA, 3569 nt
Organism: Eriocheir sinensis (Chinese mitten crab)
Lineage: Eukaryota; Metazoa; Arthropoda; Malacostraca; Decapoda; Varunidae
Product: protein stum homolog
Exons: 6
Coding region: 2038-2625 (195 amino acids)
Source: RefSeq, a predicted model, not a curated record